Molecule: messenger RNA, 1221 nt
Organism: Olea europaea var. sylvestris
Lineage: Eukaryota; Viridiplantae; Streptophyta; Magnoliopsida; Lamiales; Oleaceae
Product: receptor kinase-like protein Xa21
Exons: 3
Coding region: 1-1152 (383 amino acids)
Biological process (GO): protein phosphorylation
Molecular function (GO): protein kinase activity; ATP binding; protein binding
Source: RefSeq, a predicted model, not a curated record
AUGCUGAGCUUGGAGCAACUUGAUCUAUCUCACAACAAUCUUUCUGGUAAUAUCCCCAAGUCCUUGGAGGCACUUAAGUAUCUCACAUACUUGGACAUUUCUUUCAAUGAUUUACAUGGUGAAGUUCCUUCUUGUCGUCCUUUCAGAAACUGUUCAAGUAAAUCCUUCAUGUCUAAUGAGGGAUUAUGUGGUGAUCCUGUAUAUGGUCUUAGAUCAUGUCCUACUAGUAGACAAAAGAGAAGAAAACCGAUAAUUGCAGCUGUAGUUUCUUUGUUGGGGAUUACAUUACUAAUUUUAAUCAUCACAGCCUUGGCAAUAUAUGCAAUCGGAAGAUGCCAAAGAAAAUAUUUGGUGGAAAAUGGAGUAGACUUUGCACCUAGCCAUUUGCUUGGGACCGGGAGUUUAGGCUCUGUCUAUAGAGGGACUCUUAAUAAUGGAAGGGAUGUGGCAGUGAAGGUGUUCAAUUUGCAACAACAAAAUGCAUUCAAGAGUUUUGAUGUAGAAUGUGAAGUACUACGCAGCCUUCGCCAUAGGGAUUUGUGCAAAGUCAUUAGUACUUGUUCCAAUCCAGAUUUCAAGGCCUUGGUUCUUGAGUACAUGUCUAAUGGAAGCCUUGGGCAGUGGUUGUAUUCAGAUGACUAUGUGUUGGAUAUUUUGCAGAGAAUUAACAUAAUGACAGACCUAGUAUAUGUGUUCGAAUAUCUGCACUAUGGCUACUCAACGCCUAUUGUUCACUGUGAUUUGAAGCUAAGUAAUGUUUUGCUAGAUGAAGAUUUGGUUGCCCACUUGAGUGAUUUUGGAAUUGAUAAGUUAUUAGGUGAAGGAGAAAGCAAUGCAUACACUACAACCCUGGGAACAUUGGGUUAUAUUGCACCAGAGUAUGGAUUGGAAGGAUCGGUGUCAAUAAGAUGUGAUAUUUAUAGCUUUGGCAUUAUGUUAAUGGAAGUAUUUACACGAAUGAAACCAAGCGAUGAAAAGUUCUCAGGAGAUUUAAACCUAAGGAGCUGGAUAAAUGAUUCUAUGCCUUAUGCAAUUACUUGGAUUAUAGAUUCAAAGUUGUUGGGGGCCAAAAGAGCACAACACAAUGAAGUUGAGAUGUUUGUCAUCUGUAAUGGAACUUGCUUUAAAUUGCUCCAUGGAGAGUGCCAGUGAGAGGGUGAACAUGAAAGAAGUUGUAACAACAUUGAAGAAUAUCAAAUUUCAACUCCUUUCUUAACAACA